AUGUUGGCACUUCUGACUGGGGUUUUCGGAGUGGAAGAGCCAGAUGUUACUGCAGCCACCCCGCCACCACGAACACGCGAAGUCAAAGAAGAAACCGAUGAUAAUGCCACUGAGAAGAAGCCGGCGACGAGACAAGAUAAGUUGCUCCGUGCUGCGAAAGCACGCAUUGAUCGUAUGGUCAAGCCACACGCAAAGCGGAGAAGCCUCGAUGUGCCAGAGUGGAUGAAGGAGGAAUGGAAGAAGGGCGACAAGGGCGCGAUUGCGAAAACAUUGCGGGAUGUAAACUUCGACCGUGAGAAGUUCCUUGUCAAGAUGGAGGUCUCGGUGAAACUGAGCAACAAGCGUGAGAUCAUCAUCGACGAGGGCUGGUACACCCACGAAGAAAUGAUGUCUGACUUGGGGUGGACCAAGAAGAACGAGUACGAUGGCUUGGAAGAGUUUUGGGUCAAGAUUCGAGAGCAUGGAAAGCGGAAGCAAGCCCUAACCUAUGAGGAGAACCACAAGAAAGCUUGCCAGGACCGUGAGGAGCUCCCAGAUGUGGCCGGCCUCGACAAGUUCGACAAGCUAGAGGUGCUGCAGAAGCGAGGGGCUGCUGCGGCCAUCGAUACCCAGAUCUCGAAAGUCGAGGCGAUCUACGAUUCCUGUAUGGAACUCAAGGCGAAUGCCGAAAUGAUGAAAAUGGACGAAAAGUGCAGUCGCGCCGCCGCGUUGGAGAACAAGCUGAAGACGCCAGCUGCAGUGGACUGCAAAGAAAUGCUGGGAAAAGGUUACGCCGUCAUCGCAGCCCUCCCUGUUCUUCCGCUGGCCACACCAUACGCGGGCUCAGCAGCGACAUUGGCGAUGGAGAGUAUUGCCCCGUAUCCUUGGAAGAAAAGAUCACCUGAAACAAAGCGCAACCAGCCCAAGCCCGUCAUCAAGGCCUCCUGCCGUGCAGCCAUCCGGACUGCUCGCAACAUUGUGAAGGACGUGGGCGUGGAGCAGGCACGAAACGUAGGUGGCCUGCUUGGUUUGGCUCGUUGCUCUCAGAGUCAUUCCGAGAGGGAUACCCGGGGGCUAUUGUCGCAGAAGCUGGGGCUGGCGUUACCCAUUCCUUUGCGUGCUGUUCCUGAUUCGGUGGAUCCGAGCGUGCACGAAAAAAAUAGACUUCGGAUGCUGACCAUGAAAGACUGGGCCAGCUUCUUUCUUCGGACAAACAAUUGGCACGUAUUGUGCGGGCUCCGGUCCCCGAAUCCUGAACGGGAGCAAGCGAUUUGGAAGUCGUGGUGGCAAAAGUACGAGCAAAUUGAUCCGGGUCAUCCUAUAUUUGCAAUGGCCCAGCGAGGCGAGGUCGCUUUAAGCAAAACGGCGGCCGUCGUCGUACACGGCGACGAGGGGAGAGGGAGGCGCCGGCAGGCGUUUUUCGUCCUGUCGUUCCACUCGGUUCUUGGCCGCGGCACAGUUGCUUCACUGGAGAAAUCUAAGAAGCCCAAUGCAAGACGAGUUAGGAAGCCUUAUCUUAAAAUGGGCUUGAACUUCAAAGGACAUUCCUACACAACGCGUUUUGUUCUGGGUGUUCUUCCUCGCCACCUUUACGCUGACAAAGAUCGAAACUUCACUUCGCUUUUGCGUGCUGUAUAUCACGAUGCAGCCUCGAUGGCGACAACCGGUGUGGUCGAUCGUAAGGGAUGCCGUCACUGGCUAUGCGCUGUUCGCACCAUCGGCGACUGGCCAUUUCUACAUAAAGCUGGCAAUUUGGACAGGACGUAUGCAAACACAGUGAAAUCUGUGAACCAAGCUUCUUCAGGGAUUUGUCAUCUCUGUUGUGCUGGAGAGCCAAACAUUCCGUUUGAGCAGAUCGCGACAAGAAGACCGGACUGGUUGGAUAGGCCUUGCACCACUUCACCAUUCAAGGAUGGGAUUCUUCCUGAGGCUGCUUGUCUUCCUCAUGCCCCAGGCCGUUUACCCAACCACUAUGCGUAUGACAUCUUUCACACCUUCCAUUUGGGAGUCGCCAAGAACUUUCUUGGCGCGGUUCUCGCUCGCUUAUCAGACUUUGAGAGCGGAAAUGUGGAGCAGCGCUUUGAGGCGUUGACUGUAAAGUAUCGUACUUGGUGCCGUGCGACAGGAAACGCGCCAAUAGUUUCGAAAUUGACAAAGGAUCUUAUACAGUGGGAGACAACGAGCGACUACCCCAACGGUUCUUGGUAUAAGGGGGGCCUCAGCACGAACCUUAUGCUCUUUUUUGAGUCGUUGGAUGGCACAUUGUCGGAUCCAUUACUUCUUUUGGCAAUGGACGGCGCCAAGGCGAUAAACCUUUUCUUUCGGACUCUCUAUGCUGAAGGCUUUUGGCUGUCACCUGCAGUGGCGAGUUUUACGGGGCAGCUAGCAAGCAAGUUUUUGAGAAGGUACGAGGAAUGUGCAAGAUUGGCGCACAGCGAGCAAGCCACGCUGUUCGUUCUGCAACCUAAGUUGCGCCCGCUUCACCAUUUCGCAGUUGAUUUGCUGCGGGCUGUGCAGGCUGGGCACGAAGCUAUCAACCCUCUGGGGUUUUCGACACAAAUGUCGGAAGACCUGGUUGGCAGGCCUUCUCGCCUGGGCCGGCGAGUGGCGACACCUUUAGUUUGCCAACGUGUCUUGGAAAGGUACUUGCAGUCGUCAUAUGGCGAGUGGGUCAAGGCUGGUCUCCUGAUCGAAUCGAAGGGCUCUGCGUGA
Messenger RNA from Symbiodinium natans, 2691 nucleotides. Lineage: Eukaryota; Dinophyceae; Suessiales; Symbiodiniaceae. The record is from the annotation of a GenBank genome assembly.